AUGAGGGCCUCAAGCAUACCAGCCUCCUCGCUGAGGCAAUCUCUCAGAUCCGCCGUCGCCGGUCCUACGAGUCGAAGAACGUUUGCGACGCAGAGCAGAUUACAGGCGAGCUAUGGCUUCAUUGGACUCGGCAGGAUGGGCUAUCCCAUGGCCAAGAACCUCCGCACCAAGAUCCCCUCCUCUGACACCAUGUUCAUCCACGACGUCAAUCCUACUAUUUGCGAGAAGUUCGCGUCGGAGCACAAAGGCGUGACGGUCGUGGAGGAUGUAAGAGCGAUUGCCGAGAAUGUGGAAACAAUCCUUACUGUCCUCCCCGAACCGCACCACGUUCAAAACGUCUUCCAGCAAAUGCUCCGCCCACCAACCCUCCUCACCGACGCUCCCAUCAAGCAAGAACGCCUCUUCAUCGACUGCUCCACCAUUGACGUUCGCUCCUCAGCCGAAGUCGCCGAGGCCACUCACUCCACCGGCCAAGGCAAGUUCAUCGACGCGCCCAUGUCUGGUGGUGUAGUAGGCGCCUCGAACGGCACCUUAACCUUCAUGAUGGGCGCCCCACCCGAGCUCGUCGACCGCGCCAACGCCAUAUUAAGCCUCAUGGGCAAAAGAGUCGUCCAUCUCGGAGCUCAAACGAGCGGAUUGAAGGGCAAGUUGGCAAACAACUAUCUCCUCGCCCUCACCAACAUCGCCACGUGCGAAGCCAUGAACAUGGGCGUCACCUGGGGCCUGGACGCCAAAGCCCUCGCCGACAUGAUCAACACGGCGACAGGGAAAUGCUGGCCCUCGGAAGUCAAUAACCCCGUCCCUGGCGUCGUCCCCACCGCACCCGCGAGCAACGGCUACGAGGGCGGGUUUGGUACCGAGUUGAUGUUGAAGGAUUUGAAGCUCGCGAUGCAGGCGGCCGCUGAGCAGGGGAUUAUUCCCGAACUGGGCAUCCACGCCAAGGAUAUCUAUCAGGCGGUGGAGAAUGAUGCGGAGUUGAAGGGGAGGGAUUUUAGUGUGGUUUAUAGGUAUUUUGGGGGCAAGAAUACGGAUAAGUUGAAGGGGUUGAAUGGGCAGUAG
Messenger RNA from Zasmidium cellare ATCC 36951, 1059 nucleotides. RefSeq lists its product as uncharacterized. The record is from RefSeq and is a predicted model, not a curated record. Gene Ontology annotation, molecular function: NADP binding; 3-hydroxyisobutyrate dehydrogenase activity; NAD binding. Gene Ontology annotation, cellular component: mitochondrion. The coding region runs from base 1 to 1059 and encodes 352 amino acids. Gene Ontology annotation, biological process: L-valine catabolic process. The transcript is spliced from 3 exons. Lineage: Eukaryota; Fungi; Ascomycota; Dothideomycetes; Mycosphaerellales; Mycosphaerellaceae.